CGUGCAUUUAUCAUCGCAGUUAAGUACGUACCUGUUAUUCCAACUUCGAAAUCGACGAGCCUUCUUACGAUGUUUACAAUGUCCUACUCUCGGAUUUUCUAGCUGAUAAACGAAGUUUUUCUUUCUUUUUUUCGGUUUUUUUCUUUCUUUCCCACACACGUUUUAGGUGCACCUGAAGGCAGUUUGCGUGGAUAUUGCUCUUCCGUACUUGCGGCAGACUGCGUGCUUUCUCCCCAAACAGCCCAUGUAAGCGUAUUUGAAUGUCGCCAUGGUCGCUGCGGAGGGAAACGGCGCUUGUCCCAACCAAAGGUACCAACCAAAGCCACUCGCAGGAACCACUUCCCCGUCACCUUCCAGCCAUCCUUACGCUAGACAUCGAACCUCGGCCAUCGACAACCCCAACUCGAGCAUCAACGACGUCGAAAUCGGCUGCUUUGUUCGAACCUUUCCAAUCCCACCUUCUCACCAAAUACCAUCAACCCCUUACGAAACUUUGUUCGCGAUGAGGUUUGCCACUGCCGUCAUCGCCUUCCUCUCCGCUGGCCUCGCGCCGGUCGGCGCCAGUGUCCUGGUCCAGAGAGAUCAGUCCGUUAUCGUCAACGAUGACCUCAAGGUCCCUGGCGACUCGCCUUUGGAGCUUUGCCCCAAGUCCCACGACGACGACAUCGUAAAGAUCGAGAGCGUCGACCUCUCUCCGAACCCCCCUCAGGCUGGCAAGGAGCUUGUCAUUAAGGCUUCGGGAACUGUAAAGCAGCCCAUUGAGAAGGGCGCCUACGUCCUGCUGCAGGUCAAGUACGGUCUCAUCCGUCUUAUCAGCACCAAGGCGGACCUUUGCGAGCAAAUCGAGAACGUCGACCUCGAGUGCCCCAUCGAGAAGGGUGUCCUGAGCAUCACCAAGUCUGUCGAGCUUCCCGCCGAGAUUCCUUCUGGCAAGUAUUCUGUCUUUGCCGAUGUCUACACCGCCGAGGACGUUCCCAUCACCUGCUUGACGGCCCAGGUUGUCUUCUCCCGCAGCAACAAGAAGAGCUUCUUCAGCUUGGACCUUUAAGU
Messenger RNA from Colletotrichum destructivum, 1050 nucleotides. RefSeq names its product Putative sterol transport protein NPC2. Gene Ontology annotation, molecular function: sterol binding. The transcript is spliced from 4 exons. Gene Ontology annotation, biological process: intracellular sterol transport. The record is from RefSeq and is a predicted model, not a curated record. NCBI's taxonomy places the organism in Eukaryota, Fungi, Ascomycota, Sordariomycetes, Glomerellales, Glomerellaceae. The coding region runs from base 269 to 1048 and encodes 259 amino acids.